GGGCCGGGCCUGACAGCCAUUUUUAUGGGCACACCCCAUUUUUAUAUAUAUAAGCAUUUGACGCUGCUGAAUCGAAACCUUAUUCUCUCCUUCUCCCGCCGCAACUCACUGUCUUCCUUCUCUAGGGUUUUUAGCUCCCCCAAUUUCUUCGCUCAACAUGGUUCUUCAAAAUGAUAUUGAUUUGCUAAAUCCUCCGGUUGAGCUUGAGAAGAGGAAACACAAGCUCAAGCGUCUUGUUCAGUCACCAAACUCUUUCUUCAUGGAUGUUAAGUGCCAGGGUUGCUUCAACAUAACCACUGUCUUUAGCCACUCUCAGACUGUUGUUGUAUGCGGAAACUGCCAGACUGUCUUGUGUCAACCAACCGGUGGCCGGGCAAGGCUAACCGAGGGAUGCUCCUUUAGGAAGAAGGGAGACUGAGUGGAUUGCCAUCUUUUUUUGUUUGUGAUUGGAGAGUUUCAGUAAUGCCUUCUUUUGUUUUGGUUAUGAUGAUAUGUUAAUUUUGUUAAAUUUGUAAGACUUGAGUCUACAAGCUUAUCCAAGACAUUAGGGAUUACACCUAAUUUUGCAUUUCUCUUUACUGCAAUUGGGUUCAUGUGGCUAUGUUAGAUGCUUACUUUUAAAUUAAAUUAGAGUGCAUGUUAUGGUAAAUGUAUCUUUGUUUCUUCA
This is a messenger RNA of Glycine soja, 667 nucleotides long. Its product is annotated as 40S ribosomal protein S27-2-like. Gene Ontology annotation, cellular component: cytosolic small ribosomal subunit; ribosome. Bases 158 to 418 code for a protein of 86 amino acids. Gene Ontology annotation, molecular function: structural constituent of ribosome; RNA binding. The transcript has 4 exons. The record is from RefSeq and is a predicted model, not a curated record. Lineage: Eukaryota; Viridiplantae; Streptophyta; Magnoliopsida; Fabales; Fabaceae. Gene Ontology annotation, biological process: ribosomal small subunit assembly; translation.